AUGACCUUGGGGUAUGGGAAAACCACCGGCAGCUUCAAGAGUUUUAUCUGCUCUGCAUUAGACUCAAACUACUAUAAAUACAACCGCUUCGGCAGAAAGGGCACGGUUGUCAUCAAGAUUACCUCAAAAGCAUCCAGGAUGAAAUUCUUCCUCGCGGUCUUGCUCGUUGCUUGUGCUCAAGCCUUUUCAAUCAAAAACAUGAUUGAAAGAGAAGCUUUUGACCUGCUUAUCAGUCAAGCUACCAGUGAACUGGAGACAAUGGCCAUAAAAGAAGUGGAGAGCGCCCUCACCGACGAAGGACUUCACGUCACCUCAUUCGAACGCAGCGUCAUUCAUAAAGUGUCUACCAUGGUUGGCGAAACUAUCAAAAAGGAAAUGACCAAAAUAGUGUCAGAGGUCACCACCACCGGAGACUUCAAAGUUGCUGUGGCUGAAAAGAUCAUUGAGAAACUCCGUGAUGCUGCCACAAUGAUGGCUGAUGGACUUCACAUGGAUACUGAAACAACAGAGGCAUUUUUCCAUGAACUCAUGAAAGAUAUUGAAGCCUUGGAAAGUAAGAACAUUAAUGCAUUAUUACAUUUGUCGUAUUAGAUGUUCCUUAGCCAU
Messenger RNA from Octopus bimaculoides (California two-spot octopus), 606 nucleotides. RefSeq lists its product as uncharacterized. The record is from RefSeq and is a predicted model, not a curated record. Lineage: Eukaryota; Metazoa; Mollusca; Cephalopoda; Octopoda; Octopodidae.